Molecule: messenger RNA, 1208 nt
Organism: Capra hircus (goat)
Lineage: Eukaryota; Metazoa; Chordata; Mammalia; Artiodactyla; Bovidae
Gene: KLK15
Product: kallikrein related peptidase 15
Biological process (GO): proteolysis
Molecular function (GO): serine-type endopeptidase activity
Source: RefSeq, a predicted model, not a curated record
AUGUGGCUUCUCCUCACCUUCUCCUUCCUGCUGGCGUCUGCAGGUGAGGACGACAGUGACAAGGUGUGGAGGGGUGAGGAGUGUGUGCCCCACUGCCAGCCAUGGCAGGUGGCCCUCUUUGAGCAUGGACGCUUCACCGGCGGUGCUUCCCUCAUCUCGCCGCAAUUGCUGCCUGCAGCCCACUGCCAAACCCGCUUCCUGAGAGUGCGCUUGGGCGAACACAAUCUGCGCAAGCGCGAUGGCCCGGAGCAACUGCGGACUGUUUCUCGCAUCAUCCCACAUCCGCGAUACGAAGCGCGGAACCACCGCCACGACUUGAUGUUACUGCGUCUAACACGACCCGUGCGUGUCACCGCCGAAGUGCGCCCGGUCCCGCUGCCCGCGCGCUGCCCCCAGGCCGGCGAGGCCUGCGUGGUGUCCGGCUGGGGCCUGGGGGCUAACAAGGAGCCUGGGGCCACAGGGAGCCCCGAGUCACAAGUGAGACUCCCGGAUACGUUGCACUGUGCCAACAUCAGCAUUAUCUCCACCGCGUCUUGUAACAAGGACUAUGCAGGGCGCCUGAUGGACACCAUGGUGUGUGCGGGCGUGGAGGGCGGAGGCACCGACUCCUGUGAGGGCGACUCUGGAGGACCUUUGGUCUGUGGGGGUGUACUGCAGGGCACUGUGUCCUGGGGCGAUGUCCCCUGUGACACGACCACCAAGCCCGGUGUCUAUACCAAAGUCUGCAGCUACUUGGAGUGGCUCAAGGAAACCAUGAAGAGGAACUGACCAUUUGGGCCUACUACCUGUGUCCCAGCAGCCCCAUCCUGACCUGGAACAGGACUGGGCCAUCCCCCCAAGACCCGGUCCAAGGCCCAGAGGUUAGCUGUGGACUUGCCUGUCUGAGACCAGAGCCGGUGCUCAUGGUCACCUGUUUGAUACCAAGAUAACAGAAAACACUGAAACAAGCUUCUCUGUGGAAGUUUCUGCAACUUACUUCUGGGGAUUAAGGGAAAGAGGGGCAAGAGACUGGGAGGGGAAACCAGAGCCACCCAAUCCUGGUCCUUUUCACCAGCUGCCCUGAUCUUUAGGCGAGAAGAAACGACAUGAAGCAGGGCCCUCUCUGUUCAUUCAGCACGUUUUGAUCUUGAGCCAAAGAUCCCACCUCAGUCAGCCUGGCUUUCCCCAUCUCAUGUUGCUGUCCUUAGAAAUAAAUGACGUGAUUCAUA